AGGAUGGGGGCGGGAGGAACCGCGGGCCGGUGAGGAGCUGCCGCCGCCGUCUCCGCUGUCGCUGGGGCCGUCGCCUCCCGUCCCAUCCCGACAUCCUGCCCCCGAGGGAGCUGACGCCGGCGGCGGGGGACGGUCCGGCCCUGCAGCGGCCCGGCGCGGCGGGCGGCUCUGACAGCCCGGCCCGACCCGCCGCCCGCGCUCGGCGCCCGCAGCCACGAUGCACCGCGGCGGCGGCAGCCCGUCGGCCGCCGCCAACUACCUGCUCUGCACCAACUGCCGGAAAGUGCUGCGGAAGGAUAAAAGAAUCAGAGUAUCUCAACCCUUGACAAGAGGACCAAGUGCCUUUAUUCCAGAGAAGGAAGUUUUCCAGACAGACACCGUGGAUGAACGAACAAACUUCCUUGUAGAAGAGUACUCCACAUCGGGGCGCCUGGACAACAUCACACAGGUCAUGAGCUUGCACACCCCGUACCUGGAGUCUUUCCUGCGGAGCCAGUUUUACAUGUUGCGUAUGGACGGGCCCCUCCCCCUCCCACACAGGCACUACAUCGCAGUGAUGGCUGCAGCUAGACAUCAGUGUUCUUACUUAAUAAACAUGCACGUGGAUGAAUUUCUAAAGACUGGAGGUAUUGCUGAGUGGUUGAAUGGUUUGGAAUAUGUACCACAAAGACUGAAAAACCUUAAUGAAAUAAAUAAGCUCCUAGCACACCGACCCUGGCUGAUCACAAAAGAACACAUUCAGAAACUUGUGAAGACUGGAGAGAAUAACUGGUCUCUGCCUGAGCUAGUGCAUGCUGUGGUCCUCCUGACACACUACCACGCUCUGGCAAGCUUUGUUUUUGGUAGUGGCAUCAACCCCGAGCGAGAUCCAGAGAUAUCCAAUGGAUUCAGGCUGGUCCCAGUCAACAGCUUCUGUGUGUGCGAUCUUGCUAAUGACAACAACAUAGAAAACGCAUCCCUGACAGGCGGCAGUUUUGGGAUUGUGGAUUCUCUAAGUGAGCUAGAAGCCUUGAUGGGAAGAAUGAAAAGGCUUCAGGAAGAAAGGGAAGAUGAAGAGGCAUCUCAGGAAGAAAUGACCACUCGCUUUGAGAAGGAAAAGAAAGAAAGCCUCUUUGUGGUCUCUGGAGACACUUUCCAUUCAUUUCCUCAUUCAGAUUAUGAGGACGACAGGAUUAUCACAGCUGAUGUCUCUCGAUAUAUCGAAGACCCUGGUUUUGGGUAUGAAGACUUUGCUAGACGAGGAGAAGAGCACUUGCCAACGUUCCGAGCUCAGGACUAUACCUGGGAAAACCAUGGGUUCUCCCUGGUGAACAGACUUUACUCUGACAUCGGCCAUCUCCUUGACGAGAAGUUUCGGAUGGUCUACAGUCUCACCUACAACACGAUGGCCACCCACGAGGGUGUGGACACCACCACGCUGCGCAGGGCCUUGUUCAACUACGUCCACUGUAUGUUUGGAAUCAGGUAUGAUGACUACGAUUAUGGAGAAGUUAACCAGUUACUUGAACGGAGCCUGAAGGUUUACAUCAAGACGGUGACCUGCUACCCUGAGAGAACCACGAAGCGCAUGUAUGACAGUUACUGGCGGCAGUUCAAGCACUCAGAAAAGGUUCAUGUGAAUCUGCUCCUGAUGGAAGCACGGAUGCAGGCUGAGCUUCUUUACGCACUCCGCGCCAUAACACGGCAUCUGACCUGAGCAUGGCCCAGGGGUGCCAUGUGUGUAAAGAUCCUUCACAUACAUAACAUCAAAAACUAUUCAAUCUCUAGUGUCAAAGUUUAGCCAGUUUUUGUUUUGUUAUUUGUUUGGAUUUUUUUUUUUUGGCGGCUGUAAUGUGCAAUGAUGUGUUUUAUUUUUCUGAAUGCUUAACAUUACUAACCAUUGCAAAAAUGAUAUUGAGGAGCACUACUCUGCAUUGUUUGUAGUUGGACUUUUGGAUCUGAUCAUAAAUCAUGAAGCUGGUUGUUAAUGCUUAAUUUCAGUGCUUUGGGGAUUGUAUGUAUGUUUUUUUUUUUAAAAACUUUUUUUAAUAAGAAAAGUGCUUACAAUCUGCUCAAGUAUUGUUUUUCAGAUAUUGCAAUUCAGCAAAGAGUGACUUCCCCUGGCCAUUCUAAAAUGUUCAUGCUGUAUCCAAACCUGGGAAGGAGAAGCAUGCACUGGUGAACUGAGCUGCUCUCUGGACACAAGUCUGUGUCCCAGGAGAUUUGUCAGGCACUGUUUUGUUUUAUUUUUUCAUGUCUGUUUUUGUUUUUAUUGCUAUUGGUGAUAACAUGAGAUGUGAUACAGUCAUUGUCCAUAAUUUAAUGUGAAAUUAAUCAUGAUGAGUUCUGUAGCAUGCUACUGAAGUGCCAAAUUCAGCUAUUUCUCUUGUAAGACAGGAGUUUGUUUUCCGUAUCAGAUGUAUAUAUGAAAAGUGGAAUUGUACACAGUCCUUUCUGUCACUGACAGUAAUUCUCAGUCACCUUAAGUAGUCAGUGCCACAGUGCUACUCAGAGUCCAUUCAGCUAGCACAUACAAGCCUGUGUCCACAAAAGACUGACCAAAAGUUUUCUUUGCACGUUUUUCUUUUCUCAUCACUUUUUUCUGUGUUGCAGUAAGCAAAGGAAGGUUAAUAAGCCUGUACUUUUUUCCUGUUGGACUUUUGGAGUUUAUUUUCCAUGAUUCUCUCCUUACAUAGGUUAAACAAUUUAUUAUUCAAUGGUAAAAAUUGUGUUUCUAUGCAUUAAUGUGAUUGAACAACAAAAAGAGAGUGCAAUAUGUUCAAAAUAUACUCAACUAACAUUUCCCCAUCAUGUCACUGCAGAAGUGUCCUUUUAAUCAGAGCCAUAAAGAAAUUUUCUUCAAAUUUCUUUAUUGCACUAGCCUAUUUCAGUUUUACCUCACUGGGGUGGAGCAAUGGUCUCUUCAUACUGCCAAAGCAUUCCCUUCCCCAGAAAAGUCUCUUUGGACAGCUGGUGUGAAACAAUAUCAAGGCAUAGGGGAGGAAUAAGUGGCCCAAAAGCCACACUUUUGCAUUGACUCAUGUUGCGUGGUUAGACUAUCUGCAGAGAGCACCACAGUAUGUGUUCAUAGCUUUACUUUGCAUUGUGUUCAUGAACCAGCGAAGUGCCUGAAGAGACGCUACAGCUAUCCAGCAGGACUCAGCUGCACUGCUUAGCACUUGGGUCAACUAAGGGUGACUCCAAUUGUGUGCUAAUUUUCAAAAACACCCAAUCCUCAGAGUAAAUAAUAUAGUUACAAUUUUCCACUGUAUUUCCUUCAACAAUUUCAUUUUAGACUUAUUUGUUAUAUAGGACAUACUUUUUCUCUUUUGAAAGAAUCAUGGGCUAGUGUAUUGUUAUAUCAUUUCCCUUCCAUUCAUCAUCCUUUCCCGGUACAAUACAUUUUUCUUUCUUUUAGAUCUCGUUCCAGAUGGAACAACAGAGAUGACUGUAAACCUGUUAACAUAAGGUAGUGCUGCACUUUGGAUUCCAGGAUCUUGUUUGAAAUCUUCCAUAUGCGGAAAAAAAUUACUAAUAUUUUUUAAGACAGGGUGGUUUCCUUAGCGAUUACUCAAAGAUCUGCCAGGUCUCUUUUGUUUUGUUUAUUGCAUAUGUGGUAUGCUGGUUAUUUUCAUUAUAACAUUAUAAAGCUAUGUGUUAACUGCAAGGAAAGUAUUUAGGGGAACAGCAAAACACAAAUGGCAGCAUAAGGCCCGUUUGAUUUCCUGACUUGAAGUUGAGCUUUUAUUCUUGCUGUUUUCAUUAACAUCUUUUCAGCCAAUAGACCUAUGUAUUUGUUCAGGUGAACUGUAUUACAGGGUGAAAAGGUUGUUAGUACUGGAUAGGAGGAGCACCAUAUGAGCUUUAGAACAAAAGGACAAGCAAGGGUUAAGGAACUAAAGCGGCCACUUACUUUUGUUUUUAAUUUUUCCCCCAGAAGUAUAAGUAGUUUGAGAGUUUGGGUUGUGGAAGGAAGUAUUAGUGCCUUUAAUAGAUACCUUUCCUAGCAAAGUUCUGUUUAGCUCAACAUUGGUUUAACUCAUCAAUAAUCAGGAAAAUAAGUUGACUUGGAACUGUAAACAGGAACGAAGCAAUGUCCUUGUGAACCUCCGUGAGCAGUCUAGGGACCUGAUGGUGCGAGCACCCUGCUGCAGUGUGCCCAGCAUCCCAGCUCACAGCCCCUACAAUGAGUUGCUGUCAACUCUUCGUACCCAUCAUAAAACUUGAAAUUCUGAUGCGGUUGUCCAGGGUGGUGUUUCUUCAAAGUAUUGAAUUUACUACGUAGUCGUUUAUAGUGUAGCUUUUUAUAUUGAAAUGUGCUAUUUUUAAAAGAGAUGCCUGGUUCAAUUGGUAUAAUGAUAUGAUACCUGAUAUGCUAAUCUGUACAUGAGGCUCACAUUGUGCCAAACUUAAAUGUGCAAGUGUUCGUGAAAAAAGCACAUGUGAAUGUGAAUUAACUCCUUGCCUAUUAUGUCAAAAUUAGUCUAACAAUCCCUGAUGUAUAUGCUUGAAUAAUGUCCAUUUGUUUUGGAAUUUCAACUUUACCAGCUUCUGUAGUAAUUCUUUAUUUCUCAAAUCACCUUAGGAAAUAUCAAGGGAGCAAGGCAUGGUGGUGCGUGUCUGUAAUCUCAGCACUUGGGAGGCUGAGGCAGGUAGAUUGCAAGUUCAAGGCCAGCCUAGACUAUGUAGUAAGACCCUGUCACAAAAUUAAAAACAAACAGCAGCAACAAAAAAAACAGAACUCUGGAGCUACCUCCCAUGUCAGGCUGGUCCUUCAGGUCAGGCUUCCUCAGCAGAUGCUGAUAGCUAGGCAGGAGGCCUGAAAGGGCCGCUUCACCAGUGUUUCUGAGCCAAACACACAGUCUGGGUCUGAGGAGAGUUUGUCCCACUGAUGCUUGUCAGAUAGAGAUGGCUAUCAUGGAUCUGGGGCAUGACCUUGGCUGUUAAGUAUGGUUUUAAACCCAAAUAGUGACAGAGCAACCUAGGGCUAUUCUUAAACAGAAAAGUCAAUGUAAGGGUUCUAUAAAAAUCAUAAAAUCUGAACUGGAGCCCUUAUUUUAUUUGUGAUAGUGUCUCCUGAAAUUUUUGAGCACUUUUAAAGUCUAAUUACUAUUAUUCCAGAGCAACUUUUUCGUUUUCCACUUUAUAAAAACUUGUUAAUCCAAAGGCUUAGAUUUUUAUGCCAUAGCAAAAAUAAACUUCUUAGUAAAUAAUCAGAGUAGUUCACCACUACAAGUGCAUGCCUAUGUGAGGACAAGACUCUUAAACUCUAAGGACAAUUUUAAGGGGAGAAAUUCCAGUGCAUGUUAGGACAAUAGUUUGCACUGUGACAGUAAAAUGAGGUCUUUUUUUUUGUUUCAUGUUGCGUUUUGAAAACAGUUCUAAAUCAUUUCUCUGGAAAGCAGCACUGUAAGUUCUUCUCUUUAUCUAAUAGGUCUUUCUCAUCUUCUAUGAACAGGAAGGUCUUGCCUAGAGAAAAAAGUGUGCAACAGUAAUAGCUAUGUAAAUAGAAUCUGAAACUUCCAUAGGCGUACAAUUGAACAGCAAACCAAAAGACACGUAACUCCUCUGUGAGAUGGAGUUGGAAGCUACAUAACUUGUGUGAUCAGAGCGUAUUCUAGGUAGCCACCAUCCUAAACUGUGUUUCCCUAUUAUGUCUCUGUAGAGACUGAAAAUUAAAUUAAAGCAGUACUGUAGUAUGAAUGUAUUUAUCUCAGUCAACAGAACUUAAAUGAAGAUUAUUUCAAUGCUAAUUUGGCUUAGUUAGCAGAUCUGUUCAGGUGAGACCAAGAACAAAAACACCUGGUAGAUGUAGAGGUAGAGAUGUACAUCUGAAGAAGGAAGCAUUUUCCAAAAACGCGUGGAUGGUAAUGCUGAGGUGGCAGCUGUCCUCAGUUCCAUGCACCUAAUAGGAAGGACAUAUUUUCUGCCUGGGAGCUCCUAGCUGCAUUCAGCCCACCUUCCUGCCUGCUUGCUCUUCCUCCAAGUGCCUCAGCCUCUACUCUCCUCCCUUCCCUCAGCCUCCACUCACUUUCCUCACCUUUCUAUCUUGGCCUAUCUUGGUCUGACUGCCUUUCACAAUCCAAACCAAACUCACCAGCCACCUGCUGAUAGUCACCAGCACUUUUCUGGGUCACUUCUCUUCUGUUCAUUAAAAAUAUGGCUUGGUCCCAACUUCUUCUAAAUCCCUAAACCACCCACCUAUUUUGGAUGACUUUUAACCUAGACACCCUACCAGAUGUUAUGCAGCAUCAAGUGUAAUCUUGUCCACCCAUACUGUUUCUUCUUUUUCCCAGCUGCCAAAAUAUCUUGCUCUCCUCUACCUCAUCCCCAAAGAGCCUAUAAACUCAGAGUAUCCAACCUUUUCAUGGGUUCACUGUCUGUUGUUCAAUAAUACUACUUCCAUAUUUUAAAUAAAUCAUAAAAGAUUUUUUGCCUUCUAUCAAAGUAGGAAUCUUUAUAUUUAUACAUGAUACAGAAAUUGAGCUAUUUCUAUCAUGCAGAAUUUAACAUUUAGCAGAAUUUUAAAGUGAUUGAAUUGCCAUCCUUACUUGGAUCUGUAUUAGAUAAUGAAUACUAGUGUUACUCUAAGUUAUUUGAAUGUAAAGUUAAACUUGUCCAGUAAUCCAGACUGACCUGUAAACCUUUAAGUGGGAUAGAAAAUUUCUGGCAUACAAAUGGGGUGGUAUUUCAGACAUUUGUUUUAUUGGUGUUUGGGCCUUGAAAUGCAUUUCUCAUAGAAGGACAUAUAAGAAAGGUACUGAAUAACCGAAACCCAUUUAGUUUAUAAUGCAGAUAUAGCACCACAAAACUGGGUCCAUAAGAGUUUGAUCAGGCUCCUUGGUUAGACUAAGCUUUUCACCCCCAUCCCUGCCCUGUUCUUGAGAAAACAGAUGUUCUGUGGGAGGCAAAGGGGAUGCCUUAACUUUGUUGUCUUUACUGCCCUCGUUGCCCUUGAGGUAGUGUCAUUAGGAAGAAGAAAUGCACAGAGGAAGAACAUGAAACUUCUUCCUUCCCAGCCAAUUUGCACUGGGUAUUGUUUGCAGCUGUAAACUGUGUCAGGUUUCUAACAUGGGCCCUGUUUACAUAUAAGUGGUUAUCUGACUGGAAGAUGGAUCACCCUGUUAGAAAGUAAAGAUCGUUGUGAUCUCUGGUGGUAUUUGGGUGUUUUCCAUCUUUGUCAUGAGCAGCCAAACCUGACCAUGUCUAAUAAACGCCUUCAAGGGUCCAAGAGUGAACCAAUGGCCUAGCUAAGAAUUAAGACUUAGAGACAAAGAUUUAUUAAAUCAUAUAUCAUGGCUUUAACCUAAUUAUGACUGCACCACUAUGAAAUACAUAGUUGAAAAUGAAAAGGUAAAGGGUAAAAAAAGAGUAUCUGGUAUUUUUGAAUGCUUGUGGAAAUGCUUGAAGCAACUCAGUGCAUACCAUGAAACAGCCUGUAGAACAAACACCCAUUUUAGAUUUCAUAGGACAUCAGACAUUAUUCUGUCUAAAUAAGAUAGAUAUAAUUUUUGGUAUGUAAAAUUUUGCUACAGCAGUCUAUUUUCUGGCACCACUAAAGUUAACCUCUUUAAGAUGAAUGUAUAAUUUCUACAGAAAGGAUAUUAAAGAGGGAGAGAAUCUGCAGUCUGCAAUGUUAAAAUAGUAUCCACAGAUCUCAUGUAAUUAGUUACAUAUAUACAUUAUGAUUUAGAAUAAAACUAAUUCCACAUUUCUUUAUUAAAUUAAUCAGCCUUCACAAAUUUUCAUCUGGCUCUCCCAAGUCUGAUAAGAUCAAAAGGGAGGAUGAAGGAAGUUUAUCAGUUGGGUGGCCAAAAAUUUUCCUUCAUAAAGUUGAGACUAUUUUCUCCUUUCUGAAUUUCUCUGUUCUCUAAAAUAAAAAGUUGAGUUAAAUGGUACCCUUGUUCACCAAGGAAAGUGAUCUUUUCAAACUCUGUUUCUAGUGCAGAUAUUUCCUUUGCAUCAUGCCUUCUCUGGGAAGAAGAUACAACUUUCCCCUUCCUCUUUCUCUUCCUUUAUUCUUCUAACUCAAAGUAAGAUAGACAUUGCAAGCAAACCAUGGGCCAUUCUGGCAUCUUCUCAACACUGAUCAAGUAGGCACAUGCACAGAAUGAUCAUGGUAAUCAAGUGCCCCGUCAGGUCACCUUCCACAAUGGCCUUGUCACUUGGAUUAGCUCCUUCAAACCUGAAAAUAACUUUCCUGGUCUUGGAAGAACUGGAUGUAUCCUUUAACUUAAGAAAUAAAAUUUGAACUUGAAAACUUUAAUCCUGAUUUUGCAGGCAGCUACAUCAUGAAUGUAUAUAUUAAGACUUUGUAGCUGAAUUGCACAUUAAAUCACAUUGCCAACUUUGUGACUUUCAAUUUUAGACAUCAUUUUAUCCUUAAGUUGUGAGCAAUGUAUGUAGCAUGCUGUGAAAUGUCUGUUGUAGCUCUUUAAUUCAUCAGUAUUAAUACAGAAUUAUCUUUGUGUUCCUUGGUACUUUUUAUUCAGUGUAAUCAGAAGCUGUGAUGUUCUGCCUUUGUAGUCCUGUGCUUUGUUACUGUAUUUUUUAUUUUACGAAGCACGUGACUUAGGACUAAUGUAAGGCGGAUGACGUGAUCUUUAAGACUGCUAUAUGUAUAUAUAUAUAUAUAUGUAUGUAUAUAUAUAUAUAUAUGUAUGUAUAUAUAUAUAUCAAUCUCUUACUCUAUAAGGUUUUAAAUUAGAAUAAGCUUUUAUCAGAUAGAACAUUGAUGCAAUUUAGGAUUCAUACAAGUUUCAUUGUCAGAUGGCAGUCUUAUAUUUAUAGUUUCAAUUCUGCAAAUAGCAAACUUAAUAAACAGCCACUUUGAACUUGUUCUGGCAAACCAGACCCUCUGUAGAUAUAGUCAAGGUAGUUGACCACAUAAGCCUUUCCAGCUCUCAGAACCCUCCUCAUGUGUCCACAGUUAAGGAGGCCAUAGGACCAUGAAAGCUUUUGUAUGUAUAACUAGGUUUUAUUUUUCUUAGGUUGCUGACUUUACAGUUCUGACUAAAGCUGAUCCAAAUGGAUUGGCUUAUGUGUAAUAUUCUAGUUGUUUAAUUCCUCUUUUUUGUUGUGUUGUUGGGGUUUUUUUUGUUUGUUUUGUUUUUCUUUUUUUUUUUGAAGGGAUGGGUAAUAUUAUUUGAACAGAUGCAGAAGGAACUGUUAAUAAAUUGAAACAAACACAUUUAAAAUAAAGGAACUGUAUUAACAUGUUAACAACAAUUCAUAACUGCACUUUUUAUGACAUUUUGAAAAUCUAUUUAUAGGUACAGAACAAUGGGUUUUGUUAAACUGUAUCACAUUUAUACUUGCAGAAA
Messenger RNA from Castor canadensis (American beaver), 9302 nucleotides. RefSeq names its product sestrin 3 (gene Sesn3). The record is from RefSeq and is a predicted model, not a curated record. Gene Ontology annotation, molecular function: oxidoreductase activity, acting on peroxide as acceptor; L-leucine binding. Gene Ontology annotation, biological process: cellular response to leucine starvation; negative regulation of TORC1 signaling; positive regulation of macroautophagy. Gene Ontology annotation, cellular component: nucleus. NCBI's taxonomy places the organism in Eukaryota, Metazoa, Chordata, Mammalia, Rodentia, Castoridae.